Puccinia triticina is the source of this 1578-nucleotide messenger RNA. RefSeq lists its product as uncharacterized. Bases 1 to 1578 code for a protein of 525 amino acids. NCBI's taxonomy places the organism in Eukaryota, Fungi, Basidiomycota, Pucciniomycetes, Pucciniales, Pucciniaceae. The transcript has 7 exons. The record is from RefSeq and is a predicted model, not a curated record.
AUGCACCCUCACCCUACUGGAGGACCAGACCCAUCCGUUUUACCUUCAUCAGCUGAACUUGAAAUGCCUCGAAAGAAACAAAAAAUCGAGUGUGGGCCACCAAACCCACCGACCGAUGGUUCAUACAAAAAUCACGACACAAUCGUGCAGAUGAUGUGCAAACGGCUGAUGAGGCAAAGGGUCAAUGCUGCGGUAGCGAAAGUCGAUUUUGAUAUCAUGGCCGUGUUCUUAAUGCAGGAAUUUCCUAAUCUGGAUAUCGACACAAUCGUUACGCAUGUCAGAAAGGCAUUUUCCCGAGCUGCUCCGCAAACCAUGCUACAAAACCAGAUCCGAGAUUCUGCCAAUGAGGUCGAAAAAACAAUCCUAGACUACAAGGCGGCAAACGUUACCACGGAUAUACCUAAGAAACCUUUCUGCCUUCGAUACCCGAAUCUCUCUUGCGUCUUGCAACUCGCCAAAGAACUCGAACAGAAAUGUACGCCCUUGGACGGUACCAGGAUGGUUAUUUUGUUGGACGAGUCCGACAGGUGUUGUGGGGUUGGUAUUCCUCCGGUGGAAAAGAAUCCCAAUAAUGUUCAUCCGACUUUUGAGGAUGUUGCUGUAAAAAGCCUUGAAAAUCUUGUAUCAAAGCUUUCAUUCUCACCAAGAACAAAAGAAAUGGUAAUUUCGGACGAUCCAGUCUUAUCCCCUCCAAAGACUCCCUACCCCCUCGAUGACAUGAGCGAGGUCACAGAAGUCCCAUUGGCCAUCAAAGAAGAAAUUGUGGCUUCCUUGGUGUCAUUCCAAAAAUAUGGAUAUGCCCCGGAGAGUGAGGAAUCACACCGCUUCUUGGAUCUCAAGCUACCGCACACUACUGAACAGAUCAAAAUGGAGGAAAUGCAGGGCAUCAAUCUUUGUUGGAAAGAGGAACAGCCUCCAGUGCUUCCAUAUUCCCAUGGAAUGAGUCCACCAAAUUCCAUAUUGAAUCCAAGUGAAUUGUUGGGAAGUGGUUUGGAUUACUAUCUUCUUUUAUCUUAUUGGAUCAACAAAUCUUUUCUUCCUCAAGCUGCUUCCAUUGCUGAAAAAAGUUUUGAAUACUUGAUCAAGCAUGGAAGCAAUUGGAUUCAGAAGGAUUUGGAGAAAGAACUCAACCCCAUUCUUGCCUCACGGGCUAUCAGUUUUAAUAGUCAAUUUCAGACACACCGAGAUCCAGAAAAUGGGUUUUUGUUUGAUGCAGUUGUUUCAAUUGGUAAUCAUUGUGGUGGCGACCUAAUCCUUCCAGCUUUAGGGGUUGCUUAUCCUGGUGGUUCUGGAUACUCCUUUCAUGGUCCCCUCCGGAUACUUUGGCAUGGCCUUGGGCAAAUUUACUUCAGCAAAGACACCAAAAAUCCUCUUCACUUUUCUGUUGCUUUAUCAAGCCAAGCAUCCUCAUUUUCUGGUGUUGCCAGGGUUGCUGCUUUUGAGCAUGGAAAUCAGGAAUUCCAGGACCCUUCUUACUGGUUGCCAAUUUAUCCAAAAUAUGUAGGAGAAGAAACUGAGAAGAUUUGGGCACUUCAACAAGCCAUUAUGCGGAAAAAUAAGAGAAGUGGAAAAAAAUGA